Tigriopus californicus is the source of this 2893-nucleotide messenger RNA. RefSeq names its product general transcription factor 3C polypeptide 3-like. Gene Ontology annotation, molecular function: protein binding. Gene Ontology annotation, biological process: transcription by RNA polymerase III. The transcript is spliced from 16 exons. Gene Ontology annotation, cellular component: transcription factor TFIIIC complex. The record is from RefSeq and is a predicted model, not a curated record. Bases 88 to 2865 code for a protein of 925 amino acids. NCBI's taxonomy places the organism in Eukaryota, Metazoa, Arthropoda, Copepoda, Harpacticoida, Harpacticidae.
GAAAAAGAAGCCGAGGCUGAAAAUGAUCCCACCCAACGACCUUCAACUUCCGUGGCUCCUUCCUCUUCUUCCAUAACGAGUGACGUCAUGGCCGUGCCCAGUGGGAGUGGCAUGACGUUUUUACUCAAUUCACCUCUCGAAAAUGAAGAGGACAACUCAAUCAUGAUGGAAGAUUUGAUCGAUGAAAACAACGAUGAGGCGGACAAUGGGGAUGACCCUCGACAGUUUCUGGCUCAAGCUUUGGUCUCGGAUCGUAAUGAGAUUGAACCCGAACCAAUUCCUAGCACGAGUCAAGGUGGAGAGAACCCGGAGGAGGGUGAUGUGGACAUGGUUCAUGCCAAACGGGAGCGCGAACUCACGGACAAGUAUCUCACGGGCCAACUUAGCUUCCGUGAUUUUGUUAAGGAAAUGAGCCUUGAGAGUGAGGAUGAAGAAGCCAUUGAGGAGGAAGAGGGAGAUUCGGACUUGAGCGAUUCUAGUGAUCUCGACUGGACCCCGUCCAAAAAAUUAAAAACGGAGGCCAAAGCCAAGAAGAAGAUUGAUGUGGACGAGCCUGUGGAAGAGGAAAACGAUGAAGAGGACCAUCAUGGCCAUUUUGAAUCCGAGUUCAAUGAAAGCCAAAGGCAACAACUAAGUCGCAAAGGACGGAAAGUGGGCACGAAAAAUAUUCGUCGAAAACGUCUCGAUCCCGCAUUGCAGGGAUUGAUGGGUGAAGCAAACUUACGAUUUGUCCGCGGCGAUCGCGAAACUGCCAUACGAAUGUGUAUGGAGGUAAUCCGGCAAGAUCCAACCGCCCCCGAACCAUAUCAAACGUUAUCCAAUGUUUAUGAGGAAGGAGGCGAACAAGAGAAAUCACUUCAAUUCGCAUUGAUUGCCGCUCACCUCGCACCUCAAGAUGCCGAGGAAUGGGCACGAUUAGCCGAUAUGUCGCUCGAGAUGGGCGAUAGAAACCAGGCUAUUUCUUGCUACAGAAAAGCUAUCGAUGCGGAUUUGGAAAACACUCGUUAUCAUUUGGCACGAUGUAGCUUAUUGGAACAAAGUGGGGAGAUUCGAUCAGCCAUUCGAGGCUAUAAACGGUUGAUUGCAGUUUUGAAAGAAGAUCAAAGUCAAGACUUUAUUAAUGCUUCGAAAGAAUUAGCUCGGCUGCUCCACGUCAAAGAAAAUUUCGAGGCGGCUAAAGAUGUGAUUUAUGAGGCGGUGAAGAAGUAUCCCAGCAUUGUCACUUCCGAAGAGCUGAAUCUGUUGCUUGAGUUGCUAAUUUCCUUGAACCAAAAUGAUGAGGCUUUGGAGGUUCUCUGUAAGUAUUGUUCCACCCAAUUCUCCUCGGAUGUGUCCCAAGAGGAAUUGGAUGAUCUGUCACCCGAAAAACAAUUGGAAGCCUUCUCUAUCGUCAUCAUGCCCGAGGGUACCCCAUUGGACAUCAAGGCCAAACUGGUUAUUGUGCUGGUCAACCUGAAAGCUACCCACUUGGUCAAGGUAUCAUGCAAGGAAAUCAUGGCGAGUGAUCCCGAGGAAUUUGGCGAGAUCUUUUUGGAUAUCGCUGAAGUUCUAAUGACUAACCAGCAUUUCGAUCAGUCCCUGCCAUUCUUGGAGAAGCUCGUCAAGUCGGAGAGUUAUGCUCAGCCGGCCGUUUGGCUAAAAUAUGGAGAGAGCCUCUUUGAAACCAAUUCUUUGGCCGAGGCUGAGCUCGCCUAUCAGAAAGUGGUCGAAUCUGCUCCUCAACAUCACGAGGCUAGACGGACACUAUCGAGUAUCUUGCACAAACUCGGUCGUGCAGAUGAGGCCUUGUUCACCCUGACUCAAGACGAGGACGUUGACUUGCUCAAUCCCACACUACUCUACGAGAAAUGUCAACUACUGUGGAGCGAAGGCUGUUUUGAGGAAUUCGUAGUGAAGGCCAAACUGUUGUUGAGUCGGCAUUUCGUACAGAUCCGCAACAAAGAAGAGCUGCAUGCUAUUGCUUCCGCAAAAAAGUUGGCGAGUAAGAACAAAGCCCUAUCAGAGGUGCGGGCCUACCGACGAGAGCCUUUGAUUCGAGAUUCUGGGCCGUCUUUCGAGUCUGGGACUCAGAUCUCGAUGGAAGAUGAAUAUCUUUUGUUUCGCAAACUCUGUGAUUAUCUUUACGAGCAAAAGCGCUUUGAAGCCCUGCAAAAGGUUUCCUUCUCGGCCAUGGGCUCGCCAUACUUCAAUAAAAAACCUGACAUAGUGAAGGAGUGUGAGUUCCUUUGUCUCAUUUCUUCCUUCCUCAAUGGAGAUUCGUAUCAUGCCUACAAUUUGGUUCGAGAACUCGUCACCAAGGAUAUCAAAAACCCGCGGAUCUGGAACUUGUUCAACCUAGUCAUCAUGCGGGCUGACGAUGUCCGACAUAAUCGUUUCCUAAUGCGGCUAAUGUCAAGAAAUCCGGAUAAUAUCGCUCUUGGAAUUCUUAACGGACACAAUUGCCUGGUGGCCGGGACUUAUAAGUAUUCGUUGGGCGAGUACAUGUCUGCGUUCAAACAAGAGCGGGACAACCCAAUGGUGGCUCUCAUGUUAGGCCUCACAUUUACCCACAUGGCCUGUCAGAAGUUCUCCGCCAAGAAACACAGUCUUGUGGUCCAGUCUUGUGCUUUUCUUCAUAAAUAUUUGCAACUGCGUGGAGUUUGCCAGGAAUCAUAUUACAACUUAGGCCGGGCCAUGCACCAACUCGGUCUUCUACCUGCAGCGUUAUUCUACUACAAAAAGGCUUUAUCCUUGCCUCCGGCCGUCGAGAAUGAUUACAAGUUCAACUUGUGUCGAGAAAUUGCAUUCAACUUGUCGCUUAUAUAUCGGAACUCUGGUGCGAACGAUUUGGCCGCCAUGUAUCUUCAGAAAUAUGUUGUUGUCUAAUGAAAUAAACCACUGCGUGGAACCCGAA